This is a messenger RNA of Hemicordylus capensis (graceful crag lizard), 1773 nucleotides long. RefSeq names its product cell division cycle 20 (gene CDC20). Gene Ontology annotation, molecular function: anaphase-promoting complex binding; ubiquitin ligase activator activity; protein binding. The record is from RefSeq and is a predicted model, not a curated record. The coding region runs from base 109 to 1698 and encodes 529 amino acids. The transcript is spliced from 11 exons. Gene Ontology annotation, cellular component: anaphase-promoting complex. Gene Ontology annotation, biological process: positive regulation of anaphase-promoting complex-dependent catabolic process; positive regulation of ubiquitin protein ligase activity; anaphase-promoting complex-dependent catabolic process. NCBI's taxonomy places the organism in Eukaryota, Metazoa, Chordata, Lepidosauria, Squamata, Cordylidae.
GCUUUUCACCAAUGGGUGAGGAGAAGGCGGGCUGACCGCCCCGGUGCCAAGCAACCGUCACGUUCGAAAUAACCAAUAGCGGGUCUACGUGGCGAGUUUAAAUCCUGAAUGGAGCAAAGGGCCGGAAGAGUUUCAUCCGGAGCGAGAGAAACGACUCUGUCCACAAAACACCCUGUCAUUAUGGCGCAGUUCCUGUUUGAGAGUGAUUUGCAUGGGCUAUUGAAGCUGGAUGCCCCAAUACCCAAUGCACCCCCUGCACGAUGGCAGCGCAAAGCUAAGGAGGUUGCUGUUGUCGGUACUGGACCCACCCCAGACUCCACAGCUCCUUCACCUAUGAAACCGGCUAACAGGCCUCAUAGCACCAGCAAGACCCCUUCAAAGACACCAGGCAAGUCAGGAUCCAAAGCACAGAACACUCCAAACAAAACUGGAGGGGAUAGAUACAUCCCCAAUCGCAGUGCAAUGCAAAUGGAUGUGGCCAACUUCCUCUUAAACAAAGAGGAUUCCUCUGAUGAGACUCCGACCAAGAAGGAGCAUCAGAAAGCCUGGGCAAUGAAUCUGAAUGGCUUUGAUGUAGAAGAGGCAAAAAUACUGCGGCUGAGUGGAAAGCCCCAGAAUGCCCCUGAAGGAUAUCAGAACAAUCUCAAAGUACUCUACAGUCAGAAAAGUACACCAGGCUCCACUCGGAAGAAUGGCAGAUACAUAGCAACCAUGUCAGACCGAAUUCUGGAUGCCCCAGAUAUCCGCAAUGACUACUAUCUAAACCUCAUUGACUGGAGCUCCCUCAACUUCCUGGCUGUGGCUUUGGAUAAAACAGUGUAUCUGUGGAACUACGAUUCCCGAGAAAUAAUUCAGCUCAUGCAGAUGGAACAGCCGGCUGAUUACAUCUCCUCUGUAUCCUGGAUUAAAGAGGGAAACUACCUUGCGAUUGGCACAAGUGAUGCAGAAGUCCAGCUGUGGGACAUCCAGCAGAAGAAGCGUCUACGGAACAUGGUCAGCCACUCAUCCCGUGUGAGCUCCCUAAGUUGGAACAACUACAUUCUGUCCAGUGGGUCAAGGACUGGUCACAUCCACCACCAUGAUGUCCGUGUGGCAGAACACCAUGUAGCAACACUGGCUGGCCACACUCAAGAAGUGUGUGGUCUCAAGUGGUCGCCUGAUGGUCGUUACCUAGCCAGUGGUGGAAAUGACAACCUAGUAAACAUCUGGCCAAGUACCCAAGGAGACAAUGGGUUGUUUCGUCCUGUGCAGACCUUCACACAACACCAGGGAGCUGUCAAGGCUGUAGCUUGGAGUCCGUGGCAAUCCAAUGUGUUGGCAACAGGUGGAGGAACCAGUGACAGGCACAUCAGGAUUUGGAAUGUAUGCUCAGGCACCUGUCUCAACACAGUAGAUGCACAGUCCCAGGUAUGUGCUGUCCUAUGGUCUACAACCUACAAAGAACUUAUAUCUGGUCAUGGCUUUGCCCAGAACCAACUUGUGGUAUGGAAAUACCCAUCCAUGUCCAAGGUCAUAGAGCUUAAGGGUCACACUGCUAGAGUGCUAAGUUUAUCCAUGAGUCCAGAUGGAUCCACAGUGGCAUCGGCAGCAGCAGAUGAGACACUAAGGCUCUGGCGCUGCUUUGAGCUAGACCCAUCACGCAAGAAGGAGAAAGAGAGCAGUACCAAAAGCAGCAUUAUCCAUCAAGGCAUUCGCUGAAUCUAGGCCUGGCCCUUUUCUACCCUACUGCUUUAUGUACAUAAUUUUAAACUAAUAAAUAUUUCACUCUUUUUU